CAGAGAGGAGGUUCUUAGAGACUGAAGAGGAUGAGGAGAAUGCUGACUUAUGUUACGAUGACUUCAUUGUUGGACAACCAAUUCAUGAGCAACUUAUGGGAAUUGAUCGUAACAUUGAGGAAGACGACGCUGAAUACAUUAGAAACGAUAUCAAUGAGGGAAUAUGGGUCAAUUGUGAUUCAGGCAAACAUAAACAAAAAAAGAAAAGAAAACGUGUCUAAUUGGUAACUUGAUAUAUAGAUUACUUUAUAUUGUGGUUGUGAAUGGUCCUGAAUACUUAACAAUUUGUUUAUGCUUUUAAUAUUUCAUAUACACUACUUGUUAUAUAUAUAGCUAACUUUGAAGUUUGUUUGUUAAUGGUGUAGACAUGGCGAACUCGGAAUCAGGAUCUGAUUCGGGAGCAGAAAAUGAGUGUCCAACCACAAUACCUACACGAGGGCCGACGCAAAUGAAUGAAAUAUCCAAACUAAUGGAUCAGGGCAAAAGAGUGGCCCUCAAAGUUAAUGAUAAAGGUCAAUACUGUGGAAAAAGCUAUGCGAAGCUCGUAUCCACUCUAGGAGUCAGAUGUCGGCAGACAAUAGGGUUGGCCUAUAAAAACUGGAAAGAAGUCAACCCGACUCUGAAAAAUAAAGUUUGGAAAGACAUUCAGACGGGGUUCAUUGUGCCGGACACCUUCAAACAUGAUUGUCUCAUCCUAGCUGGGAAGUUAAUGAAAGACUUCAAGAAUAGGAUGACAAAAGACAUCAUAAUGCCCGCGUUGAAAGAGAAUGAUCUGGGACGACUGGCACAAGUCCCUGAAAAGCACCCCGAGAUCGACGCUGCUGAUUGGUGCAAAUUUGUUGAAAGUCGACUAACUCCUGAAUUUCUGGAAUUGAGUAAGGUGCAACGUGAACGUUCCUCAAAAAUUCAAUCCAGACAUCGAAGUGGUCGGAGUGGAAUGGUGAACGUACGGGAAGCUGUGAAAAAGGACCUCGAAGUUGCAGAUCCCCCCCGCCACCGUGUUUGGAUUAAAUCUCGCACCAAGAGUAGAAAACUUGUCACUGAUUACAACAAGGAAAUUGCAGAGAAGAUAGUAAGUAUAUAUUAAUCCUUAAUUGAGUUCUACUCAUGAGUUAGUGUAUAUAAUUCAUAUACUAAUUGCUUGAAUAUAUGCGUGCAUUAGGCUCAAUUAGAGGAGAAGCUUAGUCAGGGACAAAUUCAGGUCCAGGGCCAAAAUGAUAUCCUGACGCAGGCGCUGGGGACACCAGAGCAUCCUGGACGUGUCAGGGCUGCUGGGUAUGCUAUUACUUCAAAUGUUAUUUAUUUAGUUACACAAAUAAAAUCGUUGCUAAUUUGCAUUUUAUGAUUUGUAGGUUCCUGACCAGGGCAUCUCAACUGUUCGGCAGGAAGAAAAGGGAAGUGUCUGAUAUUGUGGCUCGGCAAGCGAAGGAGAUUGAAAAAUUAAAAGCCGAAGUCCAAUCCCUUAAGCAGCAGAGGAACGCUGCCGAACAAGAGGAAGAAGGAGAGGUGGCUGGUGAGGCGUAUGUUCCACAACCAUACGCUCCUCAGGAUGAGGUACAACAACAAAUUUAUGCUGAGGAGUUUAUUUCCCUCAAUGACCAAGGUAUCCUAUACAAUUUUUAUGACCAUGCGGCCCUUAAUCAGCAAGUACAUCUCUGCUCUUACAACAUCGACAAUAUUGUGGCCCGAGAGUAUUUGUACGAGCAUGUGGGUAUGAUCAAAGUUCACUGCCAGGAGUACGAUGAUUCACAUGCCCGGAUUAUGGUUUCGGAAAUCCUGCAAGAGGACGCUGAAAUCCCAGUCCCAAUUGAAGAGUGCAGAUAUGUUAGGGACGUAUACCAGAUGUUCCUUCCUUGGCCUAAACACUUAAUUUUAACAACCGAGGUAACUUCUCAACUCAAAUUAAUUAUUAAUGAUUGGUGGAGUUUGAAUAUCUUCAAUAUUCAUCCGUAGUGAAGUAGGUUCUGCGAAUAUAUGUGCUGCGGUGGGAUGGAUGAACAAACUACUCUUAUAUAUGUGUUAUUUUUCGUUAUACAGCCAAGUUCAAAAUUUUUGGGGUCAUUCAAUUACAACCGUUAUGCUGCCGAAAUUUCGGUAGAAUUUGGAUAAAAUUUGAUAUAUAUAUAUAUAUAUUAUGUUUUGUUUUGUUUAGGGUCCACUCGCUCAACCGCCCUCAAGACGUGAUGCGUCAAAGGGGAAAGCUUCGAUGCUUUCUUCACAAGGCCGUGGUGCACGGGAAGAUGACUUGUUCACGGAAAAGAAGAUGGCGUUGAUCCCUAAUUCGCUAAAAUGGAUGAUUCAUGAAUUCCUGAGGCUCAAAGAUAAACGUGAUAUAAUCACAAUUCCUGUCCCCCGAGGAUUCAUUGCACCGCGUACCCAGAUCACGUUAUCUGGAGAGGAUUUGCAGCAGGUUGCUACAUGUGACUACAUCGACAACCAGGGAAUGCUGUUUGGAAUGAUGUAUACUCUUCUUUAAUCUAAUUAACCUUAUAUCAAAUUAUAGUCAAAUUAUUACAAGACACUAACACUUUUUUUGGCAGGCACAUAUGGGAGAGCAUCAACGGUCUGAGGAAAAUUUUCAAGUUUUACGACCCAGAGCUUCUCGUAGUGCAUGGGAUCACCGAUGAAGAACAGAGUCAGUCUUUUGACGAUGCGGCAAGACGAUUGGCUAAUUGGUUAUCAUUAAUGAAUAACAACCAACAAAUGUUCUUUAUUCCUUGGAAUAUCAGGUAAACUUUAUUAAAUUCUUUAGUGCUAAUUGUUCAUUUCUAUAUUAUGACUUCAAAUUAUUUUUAUACUAUCUUACUUAUAU
This is a messenger RNA of Cannabis sativa, 2812 nucleotides long. RefSeq lists its product as uncharacterized. The transcript is spliced from 4 exons. The record is from RefSeq and is a predicted model, not a curated record. NCBI's taxonomy places the organism in Eukaryota, Viridiplantae, Streptophyta, Magnoliopsida, Rosales, Cannabaceae. The coding region runs from base 368 to 1087 and encodes 239 amino acids.